GUUAGCUGCAUGAACGUGUUGAAUUAGCUGGAAAACGACAGUCGCAGCACAGAUAGUGAUUUAUUUUGUAAUAAAGCAACAAUGUCUUCAGCUGAGUAUCUGAGAGAGUUUGUUAAUGAGAGACUAACUGCUGCUGCUCAAGAAAUAUUCGGAGUUUUUCAUAAAACUAUCGUCAAGUAUGAAGAAGAGAUCGACCGUCAGAGGAGGCUGUUGGAUGUCGUUUGGAAACCUGAAAUAAGGCUGAACAGGAUAGAGCUCCCACAGCAACAUGUCUGUAAGGAGGGGGAGGUUCUCUCUGAGCAGCAGCUCUGUAUUCAGGAGAGGAACUCCAGUGUGGACCAAGAGGAGCCAGAGCCUCCACAGAUUAAAGAGGAAGAGGAGGAACUCUGCACCAGUCAGGAGGGAGAGCAGCUUGUACUGAAGCAGGAGACUGAUGCCUCCAUGUUGACUCCUACUCAUGAGGAAAGAGACCACAGUGAAGAUCAGACUCUGAACUUCAGUCCUGAUGACACUCUGAGUACAGCAGACGAAGAGUCUGUAGGGAACAUGCCAGUUAUAAACUCUGUGCGAUCAGAAGCACACAGUUACCACCCGCUCCUCUCUCACAACUCUCCUGAAGCUGAGAGCCAAGAUCAGAGAGGAGACAAACAUGGAGACUCAGGAGCAACUAGAAAUGCAGAACCAAAACCAAAGAGAAGUCGUCGCAAAAGCAGAAGACAAGACCACACUGUAAACAACUCGGACUCAUCAGAGAUCCACCGUGAUACCGACACAGGUGAGAAGUCUUUCAAAUGUGAAAAAUGUGGGAAAGACUUUAAGUUUCCAUCACUUUUGUGGAAACACGCGAGAGUCCACACAGGUGAGAAGCCGUGCCUUUGCAAGACCUGUGGGAAAAGAUUCUGUGACAUGGCGGUUUUGAAAAGACACGAAAGGAUCCACACAGGUGAGAAGCCAUAUACUUGUAAAACAUGUGGGAAAGAUUUCAGACUUAAUAGUGACUUGUUGGUCCAUGUGAGAACCCACACUGGAGAGAAGCCGUUCUCCUGCAAAACAUGCGGGAAAGAUUUCCCCUACAAUAGCGAGUUAAAAAUCCACACGAGAGUCCACACAGGUGAGAAACCAUAUUCUUGUAAAACAUGUGGAAAAGGGUUCAGACGUCGUGACGGCUUGCUGAUCCACACGAGAAUCCACACAGGUGAGAGGCCGUUUAUUUGUAAAACAUGUGGGAAAGAUUUCAAACUUAAACAUGAGUUAACAAUCCACAUGAGAAGAGCCCACACCGAUGAGAAGCCGUACCUUUGCAACACCUGCGGGAAAAGGUUCUAUGAGACGUCGGUAUUAAACAGGCAUUUGAGAAUCCACACAGGUGAGAAGCCUUACACUUGUAUAACAUGUGGGAAAGAUUUCAGAUGGAACUAUGCAUUAACAGUCCACAUGAAAAGAGCCCACACUGAUAAGAACUCACACAAGUGAAGAGACACAUAAUGGCAGCAUUUAAAGGUAAAGUUUUACUCAAAUCACAUACUUGAAAGAAAUACCAGAGGACCAACAUACGAAGGAGAAACCAUUGAGCUGAAACUCCUGUGGAGACGUGUUCACUUACUGAAUGAAACACUCAUGUGCAGGUGUUGCAUCUCUGUAACAGAAUAUAAAUUGCUUUAAAUAAAUAUGAGAUGAUAUUAUCUUGCUGUAAAGUUUCCCUUCACAUGACUACAUUGCUUUUAUUUCCGUUUGGUAAGUGUUUUAUUUGAAACAACUGUAAUCUACCAAAUAACGGUAAAUGUUAGUUUCACAGUGAGUGCGCAGACUUUAGACUGAUGACGUGACAGCAUUUGCCAGGUGUCAGAUUUGUUUUUACAUGUAGUUACUGUUAAUAAAUUCCUUGUAUUUAAAA
Messenger RNA from Epinephelus lanceolatus (giant grouper), 1894 nucleotides. RefSeq lists its product as uncharacterized. Gene Ontology annotation, cellular component: nucleus. Gene Ontology annotation, molecular function: DNA-binding transcription factor activity, RNA polymerase II-specific. The record is from RefSeq and is a predicted model, not a curated record. Lineage: Eukaryota; Metazoa; Chordata; Actinopteri; Perciformes; Serranidae. Gene Ontology annotation, biological process: regulation of transcription by RNA polymerase II.